Molecule: messenger RNA, 996 nt
Organism: Cladocopium goreaui
Lineage: Eukaryota; Dinophyceae; Suessiales; Symbiodiniaceae
Source: the annotation of a GenBank genome assembly
AUGGUUCGACACUACCAGCGGGUAAGGCACAUCAGCACAGGCCGCUUCGGACUGGCCAUCCUCGUCCAAGACGCAGAGACUGGCAAGUUGGCCGUGAUGAAAGCCAUGGACGUCUCCUCCCUGAAAAGUGCCGAGCGUCUGGAGCUGUUGUCGGAGCUGCAGUGCUUGGCGAAACUGCGACAUCCACAUCUCUGUGGGUUGAGCGAAUGCUUCCUGCAUCAAGGCAAAUUGUGCAAGGUGAUGGACUAUCUUCCUGGUGGCAACCUUGCAACGCAGGUGGCUGCCGGCCGUGAUUUGGGCGAUCGCAUCUUGCUGUGGUUUACACAGGCUUUGUUGGCGGUGGACUACCUCCACCGCUGCAACGUGUUGCAUCGCGACUUGCGCUUGCGACGCUUGUUGCUGACACGACAAGGGUUGGUGGUGGUCACGGGAGUGGCCUUGUCAGCGGUCCUCAAAGGGAUGCUUUCCAGUGAGAGGCGAGACAUGGAGGCCACAAGAUACUUGGCACCGGAGAUCUUGCUGCAAAAUGAGGAACACAGCUCUGCAUCCGACAUGUGGGCCCUUGGUGUGAUCCUGUACGAACUCAUUGCCCUGAAGCCUCCCUGGGAACACACGGACUUGGCCCACUUGCGUGAUGCGCUGCGGCGUCCCUUGCGGCCCUUGCCGGCCAGGCAUGCAGAGGUGGCGCCUUUGUGCUAUUCUCUGCUGAAGCGGCAACCCUCUCAGCGUUGGAGCGCGGUGCAGCUUCUACGCCACGGUGCCACGCAGUCGAGGCUCGUGGAGCUGCUGAAGCUUGAGCAUGAAGAGUCUGAAAGCAGCUGGGCUCUCCCCACCUCCGUGCACUGUUGGAACUCGGGUGUUGAGAAGUAUCCGGUGGCACGGCCGCUUGGAGGCAAAGUUUCGACCCGCUUGGAGGCGGCCAAAGUGCAGCCCAGCCCAAGGGCCAUGCUACCAUCCAGGUUGGGUGCCCAGUGUGACAUGUACAAGACCUUCUAG